UGGCUUAACCGGCAACUUGGAAGAGGACAUCAUCUAACUGAACUUAACACAUUUCUGCUUCAUCCGGUACAGGAAAAAAUGGCAGCUACUCACAACUUAUCUUCAGCUGCACUUUCAUCGUCUUCAUCCGCUUUCUUUUCCCAUUCCACUUUCAAUGCCAAGAAUCCGACGGUAUCGUUGCCGUUGCCGGGAAAAAGCGCUGGCGUUUGCAAGUGUGUUGCAACGUCUCAAGAUUUCAAGACUGCCUACAAAACAGCGGUCUCUCGAAAUGCGAACAUGGCCAAACUUCAAGCUGGAUAUCUUUUCCCUGAGAUUGCAAGGAGAAGGAAUGCGCAUUUGCUCAAGUAUCCUGAUGCGAAAGUAAUUAGCCUUGGAAUUGGUGACACUACUGAGCCUAUUCCUGAGGUUAUUACGUCGGCCAUGGCAAAGAGAUCACAUGCAUUGUCCACACUGGAGGGUUACAGUGGCUAUGGGGCUGAGCAGGGGGAAAAGCCAGUGAGAACUUUAAUCGGCAAAACAUUUUAUGGCGACCUUGGCAUAGAAGAAGAUGAUAUCUUCGUCUCUGAUGGUGCAAAAUGUGACAUAACACGCCUUCAGCUUGUUUUUGGAUCCAACGUGUCAAUGGCAGUGCAAGACCCAUCAUACCCGGCUUAUGUGGACUCGAGCGUCAUCUUGGGGCAGACUGGACUGUACCAGAAGGAUGUUGAAAAAUAUGGCAAUAUUGAAUACAUGAGGUGUACACCAGAAAAUGGAUUUUUUCCUGAUCUAUCUAAGGUUCCCCGGACAGAUAUCAUAUUUUUCUGUUCACCAAACAAUCCUACCGGCUCUUCUGCAACUAGGGAACAGCUGACCCAAUUGGUGCAGUUUGCUAAAAAGAAUGGAUCAAUUAUAGUCUAUGAUUCUGCAUAUGCAAUGUAUAUAUCGGACGAUAAUCCAAAAUCUAUCUUUGAAAUUCCUGGAGCGAAGGAGGUUGCAAUUGAGACAUCAUCAUUUAGCAAAUAUGCUGGAUUUACUGGAGUUCGUCUUGGUUGGACAGUUGUUCCAAAGGAGCUCCUGUUUUCUGAUGGAUUUCCCGUUGCUAAAGAUUUCAACCGCAUUGUUUGUACUUGCUUCAACGGUGCAUCCAACAUUGCCCAAGCUGGGGGCUUGGCUUGUCUUUCACCAGACGGGCUUGAGGCUAUGCGUGGGGUUAUUGGGUUUUACAAAGAAAAUACUAGUAUCAUAAUGGACACAUUUAACUCGCUUGGAUUUAACGUGUAUGGAGGGAAGAAUGCUCCGUAUGUGUGGGUUCAUUUCCCUGGCCGGAGUUCGUGGGAUGUAUUUGCUGAGAUACUGGAGAAAACACAUGUCGUGACAACACCUGGAAGUGGUUUCGGACCUGGUGGUGAAGGAUUCAUCAGGGUAAGUGCUUUUGGUCACAGGGAGAACGUUUUGGAAGCCUGCAAAAGAUUCAAGCAGCUAUACAAGUGAAAGAGGGGAAAAAAGUGAUGCAGGUGGAUGAGAGAUUUAAGUCAAAGGUACCAUCCUUCUACUAUUUAUUAAACUCUUGUAAUUGUGCAUCCAAGUUGUAAUACAUGUUUUUGACAUCUGUCUUUGGCAUUUCAUUUUCAUUUGAAAUGUACAAAGCAAUUGCAGUCUUAGUUGGAGGAGAUUCUUUGCAUUGAGGUCUGUAUGGAGUACUGGGGUAUCUUUCUCUUUCAAUGAAUAAAGUUAUAUUUCAAUCACAUUAUUAGUUAAA
This is a messenger RNA of Benincasa hispida (wax gourd), 1738 nucleotides long. It is a transcript of the gene AGD2, whose product is annotated as Pyridoxal phosphate (PLP)-dependent transferases superfamily protein. The record is from RefSeq and is a predicted model, not a curated record. Lineage: Eukaryota; Viridiplantae; Streptophyta; Magnoliopsida; Cucurbitales; Cucurbitaceae. Gene Ontology annotation, biological process: biosynthetic process. Gene Ontology annotation, molecular function: pyridoxal phosphate binding; transaminase activity.